UUGAAUUGUUUUCGAUUUGUGUGGAAAUAAGAACAAUGAAUUUCAAGUUUUGCAAAUGGCAAUUAUUCGGCAUUGUUGUCUUUCUCGUGUUAGAAAGUAUUUCGGUUUUUGGUGAUGAAUUGAAUGACUUUCAACAAAUCGAUGGUCCGGUCCAAAGUGAUUCGAGUCGUGCAUUGCCAACAAUUUCAACCAAUCCAUCUGGAGGUUUGCCGAUUCCGUCGCCCGGCGAAAAGCCAACAUUAUACUUGGGUACAUUUCAAAUUCUUGCAAUGCCAUUUUCACCGGACAAUAUACCGCCGAAUUUCGGCAGCAUUCCGAGUAUAGCGCAGCCAUCAAAAAAGGAUUAAGUUAUCGUAAAAUAUAAAUGUGUGAUCAAAAUGUAUUUUGUGUGUCAAAAAACGA
Messenger RNA from Contarinia nasturtii (swede midge), 402 nucleotides. RefSeq lists its product as uncharacterized. The coding region runs from base 36 to 347 and encodes 103 amino acids. NCBI's taxonomy places the organism in Eukaryota, Metazoa, Arthropoda, Insecta, Diptera, Cecidomyiidae. The record is from RefSeq and is a predicted model, not a curated record. The transcript has 2 exons.